ACUUCUGAACACAUAGUAGUAGUAAUAGUUGAGGUGCGUCGUUGCUAGUACAGCAGACUUAUAGUGGACAGUUAUGUGGGGUAGAAUCCGGCAGAUUUGGAUGCCAAGUAAUCACAAAGCACUCUUGGCAUCACAAGAAGCGCUUCUCAGUCAGUUCAACAGCACGCGUUUAUGGUCCAAGUCUGUUGCUGUCGGGGAUGGGGAUGUGAUCAACUAUGUGGACUCGUUGUAUGAAGAUGGAUCCAAGAGCAGCGACGGUCGCAGUCUCGCAAACACGAAUCGACGCACAACCAAGCAUGGCAUAGACAGUGUACAGAGCGACAUACCGCUUGUCAUGUUACACGGGUAUGGGUCUGGUCUGGGCUUCUUCUUCCGGAACUACGAUGCCAUGUGCGCAAGAGUUCCCCGCGUGUUGGGCGUGGAUUGGCUAGGUAUGGGUGGAUCCAGUCGCCCACGACGUUGCUCGUUGCCACCUCGUGUGCCUCUGCUGUGCAGGGGUAGCUUCUCAGAGAGACAGGCAAUCGAUUUCUUCACAGACGCGUUGGAAAAAUGGCGAGAAAGCGUGGGUCUGGACAGAUUCCACCUGCUGGGCCAUUCUCUGGGAGGCUAUCUAGUGGCACAGUAUGCACUCAAAUACCCAGAGCGUGUGGAGAGCUUGACUAUGGCCUCUCCGGCUGGCAUUGCCCAUCCACCCGCACCACGGCAGAUACUGAGUGACCAAGGACAGUCUGUCUCACCCCCGGCACUGCCUCUCAGUCUGCGUCUGAUUGAUGCAGCGUGGGCGAAUAAUGUCACGCCGCAGCAGCUAAUCCGAAUGUUUGGGCGAAGAGGACCUGGCCUGACCUUAAGUGCCGUAAAACGAAGAUUUGGUGCUGGGAGGACAAUCCAGACGUCUUCAACCGUGCUGUUCUGCAGCACAUCUAUGGGGAUCGAGAGAGUAGGUAGUACACAAGGUGUAGUCUGUAUGUCAGUGUCACGCCGCGUACAGAAAACGUUAAGGCGUUGCCGGUACUUGAUCCCAACCACUGUAGAUGGUAUGCGUUGAUAUCGUAUAUUCUGGCUAGUCGCCUGCCGUGCAGACGUGAGCUGUACCAGUGAGGAAUCAGAAGCUGAACUACGGAUCGCUUGAACUAUACCGCAUAGUGAUUGGCGAGAAGUCUUGAGACCAUGACUGCCUGCAGGUGGUGCACUGUAUUGCUGAAAAUAAAUCGGCGUAACUAUGGCAACGCGAUGUAAGCGCACACGUAUCUGCCCCAAGGUUUGCUUCAGGCUGGGAAGAACCCUCGCCCGAUGCAGGUACUUGAAGCUUUGGGUAGUUUGUUUAGCGCUCUUUACGAGCAGUGAUAGACUUUGGGUGGCGUUGACUGAUAACUGCUACAACAGAGAAGUUGGAUGGUAGUAUCUAUCUCUUUCGCCGAAUAUGUACCACGGUCCUUUGCAUAGUAGUUGAGAAUAUAAUAUGCUUGACCACUUAUACGUCCACGAGUCACACAAGGAGCUCAAUCAGUUAUACGUCCACGAGCCUAUACAACUAAUCUCUAAGAUCGUUACAAA
Sphaeroforma arctica JP610 is the source of this 1554-nucleotide messenger RNA. RefSeq lists its product as hypothetical. The coding region runs from base 74 to 1045 and encodes 323 amino acids. The record is from RefSeq and is a predicted model, not a curated record. NCBI's taxonomy places the organism in Eukaryota, Ichthyosporea, Ichthyophonida. The transcript is spliced from 7 exons.